AUGUCACCGGAACAAGUAGCUCCUAAUGUAAACGCCAAACCGUCAAUUCGGAUAUUGAUGGGUGAACCCAAAGGCGCUCCUCUCGGCUCGGACAUGGUCGUGAUGGCUGGGAACUUCGGGAACAUAAAUGUGUGGGGAGAUCGGAUAUACAACACGCAUAGGACCAAGAGACUGAGCCCGAAGCAGAGAAACUGUUACUUCGGCGAUGAAAGUCCAACCGGGAUGGGCACGAAUUAUUACCUGAGACGAAAUUGCAGAAUGGCUUGUUAUAUGUUCCACAUGGUUAAUGAAUGUGGCUGUUAUCUGGAGGCCAUGUUCGGCCUCAUGAAAAAAAACGACUCGUUGCGGCCUUGUAUCGCGGAGGAUUUACUGUGUCUGUCCAAGAAUAACCAACAUUUCAACAAUUACAUACCAUUCGUUCAGACGUCAUUUUUCACGAAAGAUAAGCCCGGAUUAAAAUGCGAAUGCAUGCCGGAUUGCGUCCACCAAAUGUACAUACCCGAACUGACCAUUGCCGAACAGACGGUUUCCUCACUGGAGAAUUCCUCUUCUUCCAUACUCAUUGACUUACACUUCAAACAGAGCGCGUGCAUACUGUACAGAUCGGACUUGAUCCUCGGAUGGCUCGACUUGUUGGUGUCAUUUGGCGGUUGUGCUGGUCUGUUCCUUGGCGGUUCGCUGUUAAGUUUUAUUGAACUGAUAUAUUUCUUGACAUGGAGGGUUUACUAUCAUUGGCGCCGGACACCACCAAAAUCGGUUAAAUCCAAAAGAAACAAAAAACAAAAAGGACAUCGAAUCAUCGUAACGGACACUUGGACAACGGACGAUUUUGCGAUCAGUAAAGCGUGA
Molecule: messenger RNA, 849 nt
Organism: Macrosiphum euphorbiae (potato aphid)
Lineage: Eukaryota; Metazoa; Arthropoda; Insecta; Hemiptera; Aphididae
Source: the annotation of a GenBank genome assembly